CCGAGGCCCUCCGCGCACUUUCGCACCCCGACAGGAAGGCUAGCAAGCCCGGCCGACGCUUGCCACAGCACAGCACAUCAUGGCAUACCGUCUCAUAACCCAAGUCGUCGUCGUCGGCACGCGCGUGCUCGGCCGCGCCUUCGCCGAAGCGUACAAGCAAGCGUCGGCCUCGAGCCAAUACGCGCGCGCGCAAGCCAGGGCGGGCAACGGCGGCGGCGCGUCCGGGCGCGCCAACCUCAGCACGGGCAUGACGCUGGACGAGGCCUGCAAGAUCCUCAACGUCAAGCCGCCGCAGGGCGGCAAGGCCGACCUGGACGAGGUCAUGGAGCGCUUCAAGCGCCUGUUCGACAACAACGACCCCAAGAAGGGCGGCUCCUUCUACCUGCAGAGCAAGAUCCUGCGCGCCCGCGAGCGCAUCGAGGCCGAGGUCCGCCCGGCCAUGGAGAAGGCCGCCCAGGAGGCCGAGCUGAAGGAGGGGUGGAAUCCCAAGCUUUAUAAGGACAGGUAACCCCGUUGCUGCGGUUGUCCUUUUUUGGUGGAGGGGGCGCUUGCCCGCGAGACGCCGCGGACACUGCGCGGGCGUCUACCGCCUCCGUUCGGCGAUAAUUGAGGACAUACCAUAUUGGAACUGGAGUGGCGAAGCUUGUCGCGAAAUGCGCGAUCAAGACGGCGACCCAUCCGAGGCGGCGAUACUCCCCGGCGAGAGAGCGCCGGCAGCGGUCCCUCGACGCACGGAACGGAUCUGUGGACGUGAGCCACGGCGGCUCGAGCCUGCAUUUCCCCAUAUUCCCAUGUACACACACAUCUUCACUCGACUUUGGGCAGGCAUGGCGUUACGCGGUUGGGGGAUUUGGGACGGUGCACACGCUUUGAAUGCAUUGGGUUAGACACCGCCACACACCACGACGACGCCCGCUGUUCACAUCUUUGCUGUUUUAAAUAUACCUGUAUCAUACCUGCGGUGGGUGGCGGAGUGAAUGGGCGAUCUCAGCUCGCUCGGGAAUAUGGUGCAUCUUAGAGGAGGGGGCAGGGGUUUGAGGACUCAGCGAGCAGAAGGCGGCUCGGGGAGCAAUCUUGAAAGCUUUUGAACCACAUCGAGAAUCCGCUGCGAGGUUGGGCGUGGCAUUGACGCUCCCUUGUUUUGCUCUGAUGUACGCAUUACCUUGACAGCGCAGUACUUGUGGAAAGUUCUCAGCCAGCCAGCCAGCCGGAAGCAUUUGUCUUCACCUUGCUACCUAGGUAGCAUGCGGUCCCCGGCAGCUGUGCAGCGCAUCCGAUGAGCGGG
This is a messenger RNA of Thermothielavioides terrestris NRRL 8126, 1285 nucleotides long. RefSeq lists its product as uncharacterized. The record is from RefSeq and is a predicted model, not a curated record. Gene Ontology annotation, cellular component: TIM23 mitochondrial import inner membrane translocase complex. The transcript is spliced from 2 exons. Gene Ontology annotation, biological process: protein import into mitochondrial matrix. Lineage: Eukaryota; Fungi; Ascomycota; Sordariomycetes; Sordariales; Chaetomiaceae. The coding region runs from base 80 to 508 and encodes 142 amino acids.